AUGGCGAUCAAAGAGAGCGAAAACAAGGUAAAUGCAGAUGUGGAUCGAAAAAGAGCAGUGAAAGAAAAUAAAGAAGGAAUACCGGGUGGAAAAGUACCACAAAGAGUCGAUAAAGCUUCAAACAAAAAAUAUGAACAACGAUUAUUAUCACAGUCUCCUGCCUCAUCAUCUCCAAUAGCAGCAACUCUCACAACAUCUGCAACAAUUACAUCAAGACCCGUCUUAAUUCCAGUUACGAAUCUCUCGUUGACAUCAAUUAUGUCAACGCCACAACCAUUAUCCAAAAUAACCCUUCUACCGCAUCAUAAUUCUCCAUCUUUACCUCAAACUUUUCGAUUUGUCACAGUAAAUAAGAAUCCAGCAUUAUCGCGGACUGCAGCGACUCCUCCAACAGUUGUCGUUUUUGAAACGCAAUAG
Molecule: messenger RNA, 417 nt
Organism: Didymodactylos carnosus
Lineage: Eukaryota; Metazoa; Rotifera; Eurotatoria; Philodinida; Philodinidae
Source: the annotation of a GenBank genome assembly